Messenger RNA from Scutellospora calospora, 804 nucleotides. Lineage: Eukaryota; Fungi; Glomeromycota; Glomeromycetes; Diversisporales; Gigasporaceae. The record is from the annotation of a GenBank genome assembly.
AUGAACACUCGAUGGAAGCCAAAUAAUCAUAAUAUUUUCGCAUUCUGGUUAAUCAUCGCGCCAUUUAUAACGAAUGUACCAUUUUCAUUACUCACAGGCUAUUAUGCAGACAAGAACGACGUUUCAGAAGCGUCGCUUUUUAAUAUGCGAGGUUAUGUCGACCUAAUGCGACGAAGGCAUGUCGAUGAACUUCGAGUACAGGAACUACAAAUUACCAGACAAAUCAUCCGUGAUAAUAUACAAGAAAGUCUUGAACAUAUUAUACUUUUUCCUCUGGCAUUUUUUCAUACCCAUCUUCGCGAACAUUGUGCAAUUAAUAUAUAUUUAUUACAACACGUUUCAUUUGGAAAAAAGUCACGCCGUUUCUCUCCAUGCCGAAACAUAACCCAAAUUUCUACCGAACCAAUAUACAUAACAGAAUCCGUGGAGUUGCAUCAAAUGACAAUACAUAAAACGAACGAUCACGAAAACACCGCAAAUAUUCGCGCACCAAAAUCACAUCACGUGGAUAAAAGACGAAAUUCGAUUUCUGAAGCCACAAAACGCCUUUCAUUAUCCUCAAGAAAUGUUUCUACGUUAUUUUCUGUAGACGGAACAACACUCGUAUCUGGACAAUUUGGAUCUACCGAUCAAACAUUAAUAAUAGAAAAUCAUGAAUUUGUUGAUAGUAACAGUAUAAAUUGGCAGGAUACUGAUGACAAUUGCCCACAAAAACAAAAUGAUGAGGUUGAUGAUUUAUCUUAUAGUAUAAGAGAUUGGUUGACAAAGAAACCAUUAAGAUGCGAUUUAGCUAAAAAAUCGUAA